This is a messenger RNA of Akanthomyces muscarius, 873 nucleotides long. RefSeq lists its product as uncharacterized. The record is from RefSeq and is a predicted model, not a curated record. Gene Ontology annotation, molecular function: NADH dehydrogenase (ubiquinone) activity. The transcript is spliced from 2 exons. Bases 1 to 873 code for a protein of 290 amino acids. NCBI's taxonomy places the organism in Eukaryota, Fungi, Ascomycota, Sordariomycetes, Hypocreales, Cordycipitaceae.
AUGGCGACGAAGAUGACCAGAAGCGGCUCGCUGGCUUCAACUCUGAGGUCAGGAAAGCAGUCCCUCCAGAGCCGGAAUGCCCCGAUCACCCGCAGCCUCUCGACCACUGCGCCAAAGCUGGUCGCGAUGCCGAAGGAUGUCCAAAACAUGAGAAUGGCUCCGCGCGACCACAUUGGCGAGCUCAAGGCCCCAAUUGUCAACCCCGCCGACAAGUAUCAGAGCAAGGCGGAUAACAUGCACCGCUACGGCGCCUGGGUGAUGGGCUGUCUCCCGAAAUACGUCCAGCAGUUCUCCGUUUGGAAGGAUGAGCUCACCAUCUACAUUUCCCCGUCCGGCGUUGUUCCCACCUUUACUUUUCUCAAAUACAAUACCGCUGCCGAAUUCACCCAGGUCAGCACCGUUACUGCCGCCGAUUAUCCCACCCGCGACAAGCGCUUCGAGGUUGUGUACAACCUGCUUUCUGUCCGUCACAACUCUCGCAUCCGAGUCAAGACCUAUGCCGACGAGACUUCGGCUGUCCCUAGUAUCACUGGUCUCUUUGACGGCGCCAACUGGUACGAGCGCGAAGUCUACGACCUGUACGGCGUCUACUUUACCGGCCACCCCGAUCUCCGCCGAAUCAUGACCGACUACGGUUUCGAAGGCCACCCUCUUCGCAAGGAUUUCCCUCUCACUGGCUACACCGAGAUUCGAUAUGAUGAGGAAAAGAAGCGCAUUGUCACGGAGCCUUUGGAGCUUACGCAGGCCUUCCGUAACUUUGAGGGUGGCUCCAGUGUUUGGGAGCAGGUUGGCAAAGGAGAUGACCGCAAGCCUGAAUCCUUCAAACUUCCUACGCCGAAGCCUGAGGAGAAGAAGGAGGAACCCAAGAAAUAG